Molecule: messenger RNA, 3011 nt
Organism: Myotis myotis
Lineage: Eukaryota; Metazoa; Chordata; Mammalia; Chiroptera; Vespertilionidae
Product: probable phospholipid-transporting ATPase IIA
Exons: 25
Coding region: 55-3003 (982 amino acids)
Biological process (GO): retrograde vesicle-mediated transport, Golgi to endoplasmic reticulum; phospholipid translocation; endocytosis
Cellular component (GO): trans-Golgi network; endosome; plasma membrane
Molecular function (GO): ATPase-coupled intramembrane lipid carrier activity; ATP hydrolysis activity; ATP binding
Source: RefSeq, a predicted model, not a curated record
CCUCCGUGGCGGGCGCGGCGCGGGGCGAGUGGGCGCAGCGCGGAGCUCGGGCCCAUGGUGCGCCCGUGUCCGUCGGUCGGGCCGCGCGGCCGUCUCCGCGCGUGGCCCGGCGCUCGCGAACUCGCCCCCUCGCAGCGGGCCCGGCCCGCCCGCUGCCGCCGCCUCCUCCCCCGGGGCGGCGCGGCGCCGGCGGGCGGCGGCGCGGAGGCCGGACCGGGCGGCGGCCCAGGCGGCGCGGGGGGCGCGGCAGGCAAGGCGGGCGGCGCGGGCGACAUGACGGACAACAUCCCGCUGCAGCCGGUGCGCCAGAAGAAGCGGAUGGACAGCAGGCCCCGCACCGGGUGCUGUGAGUGGCUGAGAUGCUGCGGUGGGGGAGAGCCCAGGCCCCGCACGGUCUGGCUGGGGCACCCCGAGAAGAGGGAUCAGAGGUACCCCCGAAAUGUCAUCAACAAUCAGAAGUACAACUUCUUCACCUUUCUUCCUGGGGUGCUGUUCAACCAGUUCAAGUACUUUUUCAACCUCUAUUUCUUACUCCUCGCCUGCUCGCAGUUUGUACCUGAAAUGAGACUCGGUGCGCUCUACACCUACUGGGUCCCCCUGGGCUUCGUGCUGGCUGUCACCAUCAUCCGAGAGGCGGUGGAGGAAAUCCGAUGCUACCUGCGGGACAAGGAAGUCAACUCCCAGGUCUACAGCCGGCUCACAGUGAGAGGCACCGUGAAGGUGAAGAGUGCCAACAUCCAAGUGGGAGACCUGAUCAUCGUCGAAAAGAACCAGCGGGUGCCUGCUGACAUGAUCUUCCUGAGAACAUCAGAAAAGAACGGGUCUUGCUUCCUGCGGACGGAUCAGCUGGACGGGGAGACGGACUGGAAGCUGCGGCUCCCGGUGGCCUGCACGCAGAGGCUCCCCACGGCCGCCGAUCUUCUUCAGAUUCGAUCGUAUAUCUACGCGGAAGAGCCGAGCAUCGACAUCCACAAUUUUGUGGGAACAUUUACCAGGGAGGACAGCGACCCUUCGAUCAGCGAGAGCCUGAGCAUCGAGAACGCGCUCUGGGCGGGCACCGUCAUCGCCUCAGGAACUGUUGUGGGUGUUGUUCUUUACACGGGCAGAGAACUCCGGAGUGUCAUGAAUACCUCAAAUCCUCGAAGUAAGAUUGGCCUGUUUGACCUGGAAGUGAACUGUCUCACGAAGAUCCUCUUUGGUGCUCUGGUGGUGGUGUCACUGGUCAUGGUGGCCCUUCAGCACUUCGCUGGACGCUGGUACCUGCAGAUCAUCCGCUUCCUCCUCCUGUUUUCCAACAUCAUUCCCAUCAGUUUGCGUGUGAACCUGGACAUGGGCAAGAUCGUGUACAGCUGGGUGAUUCGAAGGGAUUCGAAAAUCCCGGGCACGGUGGUUCGCUCCAGCACGAUCCCUGAGCAGCUGGGGAGGAUCUCUUACCUGCUCACGGACAAGACAGGAACUCUUACCCAGAAUGAGAUGGUUUUCAAGCGGCUCCAUCUGGGCACAGUGGCCUACGGCCUCGACUCCAUGGACGAAGUGCAGAGCCACAUCUUCAGCAUCUACACCCAGCAAUCCCAUGACCCGCCUGCUCAGAAGGGCCCUACCAUCACCACCAAAGUCCGGCGGACCAUGAGCAGCCGCGUGCACGAGGCCGUGAAGGCCAUCGCACUCUGCCACAACGUGACCCCCGUGUACGAGUCCAACGGCGUGACCGACCAGGCCGAGGCCGAGAAGCAGUAUGAAGACUCGUGCCGUGUGUACCAGGCGUCCAGCCCGGAUGAGGUGGCCCUGGUACAGUGGACCGAAAGUGUGGGCUUAACCCUGGUGGGCCGAGACCAGUCUUCCAUGCAGCUGAGGACCCCUGGCGACCAGAUCCUGAACUUCACCAUCUUGCAGAUCUUCCCUUUCACCUACGAGAGCAAGCGCAUGGGCAUCAUCGUGAGGGAUGAAUCAACAGGGGAAAUUACCUUCUACAUCAAGGGAGCCGACGUCGUCAUGGCUGGCAUCGUGCAGUACAACGACUGGCUGGAGGAAGAGUGUGGGAACAUGGCCCGAGAGGGGCUGCGGGUGCUCGUGGUGGCGAAGAAGUCUCUAGCCGAGGAGCAGUAUCAGGACUUCGAGGCUCGCUACGUGCAGGCCAAGCUGAGCGUGCACGACCGCUCCCUCAAAGUGGCCACGGUGAUCGAGAGCCUGGAGAUGGAGAUGGAGCUGCUGUGCCUGACGGGGGUGGAGGACCAGCUGCAGGCGGACGUCAGGCCCACGCUGGAGACGCUGCGGAACGCUGGCAUCAAGGUUUGGAUGCUGACGGGGGACAAGCUGGAGACAGCCACAUGCACAGCGAAGAACGCGCAUCUGGUGACCAGAAACCAAGACAUCCACGUGUUUCGGCUGGUGACCAACCGCGGCGAGGCCCACCUCGAGCUGAACGCCUUCCGCAGGAAACACGACUGUGCCCUGGUCAUCUCUGGAGACUCCCUGGAGAUCUGCCUCAAGUACUACGAGUACGAGUUCAUGGAGCUGGCCUGCCAGUGCCCGGCCGUGGUCUGCUGUCGCUGCGCCCCUACACAGAAGGCCCAGAUCGUGCGUCUGCUGCAGGAGCGCACUGGGAAGCUCACCUGUGCAGUAGGUGACGGCGGCAAUGACGUCAGCAUGAUUCAGGAGUCUGACUGCGGCGUGGGCGUCGAGGGGAAGGAAGGAAAACAGGCCUCGCUGGCUGCAGACUUCUCCAUCACUCAGUUCAGGCACCUCGGCCGCUUGCUCAUGGUGCACGGCCGCAACAGCUACAAGCGCUCGGCCGCCCUCAGCCAGUUCGUGAUCCACAGGAGCCUGUGCAUCAGCACCAUGCAGGCUGUCUUCUCCUCUGUGUUUUACUUUGCCUCCGUCCCUCUGUACCAAGGAUUCCUCAUCAUUGGGUACUCCACCAUCUACACCAUGUUCCCUGUGUUUUCUCUGGUCCUGGACAAAGACGUCAAGUCAGAAGUUGCCAUGCUGUAUCCUGAGCUCUAAAAGGGAGA